AUGAAAAGGAGAAGAAUAAAACGAUGCAUCUGUCAAUUUUUAAGCAAAUUAAAAUUAUAUUUAAGCAUAUGGAUAAAAAUAAAAAAUGCCAUAAAGUACGUGUUUGGCACCCUUAUCUUGAGGGAAAAGCUACAUUUUAGAACCUACAGGAAGAGGAGGAUCUGUCCUAGUAUGACUCUAGUGUUGGAUCUAGACGAAACACUUAUUUAUUGUACAAAAAAAAAAAAGUUCAGUCAUCAGAAGGAAGUAGAUGUGUUAAUCAAUGGGAGGUAUUUCUCCCUAUAUGUAUGUAAAAGACCAUACUUAGACCUCUUCUUCUCCAUUCUGAACCCAUUUUUCGAAAUCGUUAUUUUUACAACAUCCAUAAAGAGCUAUGCCGAUACAGUACUCAACAUAAUAGAUGUAGAUCAUUACAUAGACAAAAAAUUUUACAGAGAAGACUGCUUCGAAGUGAACCAAAAAAUAUAUAUAAAAAAUUUACAAAACAUAAAAAAAGAGGUCUCCAAAAUAGUCCUAAUUGAUGAUUCGAAUAUAUCAGGUUUGAAAUAUCCAGAAAAUUAUUUUCCCAUAAAAAAAUGGCAAGGAGAUUUAAAUGAUACAGAACUGUUAGAUAUUAUUCCUUUUUUUUUGAAUUUGAAAAAAAUGAGAGAUAUUAGGUACCUAACUGAUCGGGGGUGCAAUUUUUUGUAUUCACCAUCUCUUGCCUUUCAAGCCAUUAAUUAUUUGAAAAUAUUUAUGAAUCGGUUUAGGUAUGCCAGCUCUAAAAAGCAGUGGAAUGAAUUAGGGAAGAAAAUCAAUAGCAAGUUGAAGUCCUACCCCUUUUCACUCUCCAAGCUCAAGGGCUCCAGUGACGACGAGCAUCGCAAGCGCCACCGCAAGCCCGCGCCCAAGAAGGUGCAGCAGGAGCGGUGA
Molecule: messenger RNA, 912 nt
Organism: Plasmodium cynomolgi strain B
Lineage: Eukaryota; Apicomplexa; Aconoidasida; Haemosporida; Plasmodiidae
Product: nif-like protein
Exons: 2
Coding region: 1-912 (303 amino acids)
Molecular function (GO): phosphoprotein phosphatase activity
Source: RefSeq, a predicted model, not a curated record